AGAGGCGGAGGCGGCGGCGGCCCAGCCGGGCCCUGAACCCGCGCUCAGCGCAAGAUGGCGGCCCGGGGUUAGAGCGCGCUCGGAGCGGACACCGGGGGCUCGGGAACCCGGGCACAGGCGGCAGCAUUCUGGCCGGUGGUUUCCUAGAAACAUGAUCAUAUGGUGGCUUGAUUCCUAGGCAGCAUUUGAAUGACUGACUGUCCGAAAAUGUCAAGUUCAGGUUACCCCCCAGGCCAAGGCCCGUUUGGUGCAGAACCAAACAGAUACCCAGGACAUGCCAUUCAAUAUACCUUCCCCAACAGCAGGCACCAGCAGGAAUUUGCAGUUCCAGAUUAUCGACCUCACCUUCAGGAUUCGCAGCUCUUACAGCAGCAGCAUCAGCAGCUGCGUAGACGCCCGUCGCUGCUUUCAGAGUUCCAUCCAGCCUCUGACAGGCCUCAAGAAAGGAGAAGUGGCUAUGAGCAGUCAUACCAUAGCGUGACUGGACAGCCCGAUCAUGAUUCACUGGAAUCCAAACGUCCUCGGCUUGAACAGGUACCUGAUCCCCACUUUCAGCGUGCUACAGUACUGCCCUUAGCGCACCCUGUACCAGAGGGGCUUCGAGCACCCACAGAGGUGAAAAAGGAGGCUUUUUCAAUGAAGGCUGAUGUUCCAUCGUCACCAACGACCAACCAGCAGGUUGGAGAUGAACAAGAUUCAUCUCCUUCCAAACUAUCCAAAGAGGAGCUCAUCCAGAGCAUGGACCGUGUAGACCGAGAAAUAGCCAAAGUGGAGCAGCAGAUCCUUAAACUGAAGAAAAAACAGCAACAACUUGAAGAGGAAGCAGCCAAACCUCCAGAGCCUGAGAAACCAGUCUCCCCUCCUCCAGUGGAACCAAAACAUCGCAGUAUCGUCCAGAUUAUCUACGAUGAAAACAGGAAAAAAGCAGAGGAAGCUCACAAAAUACUUGAAGGUCUGGGUCCCAGAGUGGAGCUGCCACUUUACAACCAGCCAUCAGAUACGAAGAUUUACCAUGAAAACAUCAAAACGAACCAAGUAAUGCGGAAAAAACUGAUCCUUUUUUUCAAGAGGAGAAACCACGCUCGUAAACAGAGGGAGCAGAAGAUCUGCCAGCGCUAUGACCAGUUGAUGGAGGUGUGGGAAAAGAAGGUUGAAAGAAUAGAAAACAACCCUCGCCGGAAGGCCAAGGAGAGCAAGACCAGGGAAUAUUAUGAGAAACAGUUUCCUGAAAUCCGCAAGCAAAGGGAACAGCAGGAACGCUUUCAAAGGGUUGGACAGAGGGGAGCUGGGCUUCCAGCAACCAUAGCCAGGAGUGAGCAUGAGAUUUCUGAAAUCAUCGAUGGACUUUCUGAACAAGAGAAUAAUGAGAAGCAGAUGAGGCAACUUUCUGUGAUCCCUCCAAUGAUGUACGACACAGAACAGCGACGGGUGAAGUUCUUGAACAUGAAUGGGGUAAUGGACGAUCCCAUGAGGGUGUACAAGGAGCGACAGUUCAUAAACGUCUGGUCUGAGCAUGAGAAGGAGAUCUUCAAAGAGAAGUUUGUUCAACACCCAAAAAACUUUGGCUUGAUAGCGUCUUACCUGGAGAGAAAGUGUGUAGCAGAUUGCGUUCUGUAUUAUUAUUUGACCAAGAAAAAUGAGAACUACAAGAAUCUUGUGAGGAGGAACUACGGGCGACGCAGAGGGAGGAACACGCAACAGAUUUCUCGCCCUUCACAAGAAGAAAAAGAAGCCGAAAAAGAAGAGGAGAAAGUUGAAAAAGUAGAGAAAGAAGAAAAGGAGGAGAAGAAGGAAGAGGAGAAAGAUGAUAAGGAGGAACCUCAAAGGGAAACUAUCAAGGAAAAGGACAAACCAGAUACUGCAGGAGAGGAGCCUGAAGAAAAAGAACAGUCUGUUCCACGAGGGCGAAAAACUGCAAAUAGUCAGGGGAGGCGGAAAGGCAGGAUCCUGAGAUCCAUGGCAAAAGAAGCCAUCACUGAGGAGCCACCCAACCCCCCUCCUCCACCUGAACUUGCUGUUACUGAGCCUGUGGAGACUUCCCGUUGGACAGAGGAAGAAAUGGAAGUGGCCAAAAAAGGACUCGUGGAACAUGGACGGAACUGGGCAGCCAUUGCCAAGAUGGUGGGCACCAAAAGUGAAGCGCAAUGCAAGAAUUUCUACUUUAACUACAAGAGGCGGCACAACCUGGACAUGCUGCUGCAACAGCACAAACUUAGAGUGCAACAGAUGUCACGGAGAUCACGUGAGGAUCGGGAUGUAUCUCAAUGCGAAAGCAUUGCUUCAACAGUGUCUGCACAAGAGGAUGAGGACAAUGAAGUGUCCAAUGAGGAGGAGAAUCCAGAGGAUAGUGAAGGAGCUGAGAACAGCUCAGAUACUGAAAGUGCACCUUCACCAUCGCCUAUGGAGACAGGCAAGUCAAGCAAGGAAAGUGCUGAAGCUAACAGGUUAACUGGAGAAGAGCUCAAUCCUACCACCAAGGACACUCCAAGUAUACCACCUCUUUCACCAGCACCAGCCGCUGCCUCACCUGAACUGCAGGUCAAGCAGGAGAUGAACUUGGGCUUUGAGGAGUCGAUGGAGGGUCAAAGGGGACCUGAUGCUGAAGCAAAGCCCGUGUUUGAACCUCUGAUGAAGACCAAAACUGAGCCUGUUGAUGUGGAUAUGAAGCCAGAAGAAAAUCUACAGAUUAAAGUGGAAGUGGAUGCCAAAGACAAGGAGUUUGAGAAAGCCAGACAGCAGGGAACAAUGGGAGCAGAGCUGCUCGAUCUACCGCAGCCUGGAGUGCAGGUGGAGUCCCACUCAGACAAUGAUUCAAGUGCAACCUGCAGUGCAGAUGAAGUGGAGGAUGGGGAGCCUGACCGGCAAAGAAUGUUUUCUCCGGAAUCGAAGCCAUCACUGUUGAAACCUCACAGCUCGGUGUUGAUGACCUCAGCCAUGAAGCCAGUUCAGAUGGAUAUCCAGCAGCUGCAGCAGCGAGCAGCCAUGAUUCCCAAUAUGAUGGCUGCUCCCUAUGUGCCUACCAGUGCUCCUGUGAGUGGCCUAGCCCUAUUCCAGCGGCACAUCAAAGCCAUGCAUGAUUCUGCACUGCAGGAGGAGCAGAUGCGACAGAGGCAAGAACAUCUGGAUGCUGAGCGCAGAAAUUCUGCCAGUCCCAGCAUCAGUGGCAAGAACUGUCCGAUCUUGGACAGAGAAGGUAAACCGUUUGCUUACAUGCCAUAUCAUGAGGCUCGACGUGUGAUGGAGCAGGAAUCACAGACAGCAGGAGCCAGAUCUGCAUCACCUUACAGGCUGUCCCCAAGGGAAUCCUGUAAACUUUCUCCACAAUCAGAGAUGAACACCUUGCGGUACAGUGUACCACCAGUUCUUCAGCCUGCUCCGCAUCAAGUGAUGCAAGCCACAUCUGAGGGAGGAAAGUUGGCGAUUACCAGACCAGCUCGACCAUCCAACAUUCCGUCCCCUCCCCCUCUCAUCCCUUCAACAAAACCACCACUGUCCACUGAAAAGCCAUCAUUCAACAUGGGAGGCUCUAUCUCACAGCAGUACAUGGGAGCAGCAAUCUGCCAGAGUCGGUUACAGGUAACUUCUGGCGCAUAUCUACCCCCUCACAGCCAAGUAGCUUACAACCAAGAAGCUGUGAAAAACACAGUGGGUUCCAUCUCCCUCGGGCUGCCACGGCAACAAGAACCCGUGAAACCUGGACCAUUACAGUUCAUUAAACAAGAGGAGCUGUCUCCCAGAGGCCAGAAUCCCCAACCAGAGGGCCUGCUGUCCAGGGCUGCCUAUGAGACAAACGUAGUCAGAGGUGGUCCAAUGGCAAAUAUCCAGGAAGCAGGUCUAACACGUAGCAGCCCAGCAGGCAAGGUUUCUGCAGAACCAACUUCCUAUCGAGGUUCCAUCACUCAGGGCACUCCGGGCCUGUCACAACAGGGUAUUGCUGCCGACACACUAUUGAAAGGAGCAAUCAGCAAACUGGCCACUGAGGAAUCGGGCAGCCCUGAGCAGUCCCGGGAAGAAGCAAUAUCAAAAGGCCAUGUCAUCUACGAAAGUAAGAGUGGCCAUAUACUCUCAUAUGAUACUAUAAAAAACAUACGAGAGGGAACCAGGAGUCCCAGAACAGGCCAUGAGGUCCACGGGGUCAAGCGGACCUAUGACCUAAUGGAAAGUGGAUUAAGUCGAGUCCCAGUGCGUGAGUCCUCAGUGUCUGCACCUUAUGAAGGUCUCAUCAGUCGUGCGAGGGAAAGCCCACAUUUAUCAGAAUCCAAAGACAGGACGGUUCCAUCAGGAUCAAUAAUGCAGGGUACACCAAGAGCCUCCAAUGAGACCUUUGAAGAAGGCAUGAAGUACAGUAAACAGAUUAAGCGGGAAAGCCCACCACUGCGAACCUUCGAGGGGUCCAUCACGAAAGGCAAACCUUACGAGGGAGUUACCACCAUUAAAGAAAUGGGUCGCUCAAUCCAUGAAAUUCCAAGACAAGAAAGUCGCAAAACCCCAGAAAUGGUACAGACCGGCCGGUCGAUCGUGGAAGGAUCUAUAUCUCAGGGAACCCCAGUGAAGCACGAGAGCCAGUCUGCUAUUAAACAUGAUGUAAAGUCUCUGAUAACAGCAUCCAGCAAACACCCACACCCCAUGCACCAGCUGGAGAUGAUCUCGGAGGGCGUGAAGGUUGUGGAAAGGAAGUAUGAAGACAUGAAGCCUGCUGACCAGUUACGGGGCCGCCACAGCGCGGUGGUCAGUUCUGGAACCUCCGUGCUCAGGUCAACAAUGCACGAAGCUUCAAAAUCUCAGCUGAGUCCGGGUCUCUAUGAAGAUCCCAAUGCAAGGAGGACCCCACUGGGAUAUCCUGGCUUCAUUCCCAGGGGCCCACCAAUGGUCAGCAGACCACAAGAAGGUGUUAUGACUUCAGGGAAGUCGACUGGCCAUGAAAGGAAGACCACGCUGGUUCCAGCACAGAGAGAGAACAUGUCUGUUAAGUCCCCAGUCUCUGUGGUGGACCCAUCUGCAACUCUUAGCCCUUACGACUCUCUACAUGGACGAGGGAACCCUGAAUAUAGAAGCCAUGUUCCUCACCCCUUCGAGCAGACGAUGGCUUUCCAUCGAGCAUUAGACCCAGCUUACCUGUUUCCCCGGCAGCUUUCUCCUAACCCCAGUUACUCAAAUCACUAUCAGCUGUAUGCAAUGGAGAACACACGACAGACCAUCCUCAAUGACUAUAUCACUUCCCAACAAAUGCAAGUUAUCACCAAGCCAGACGGCACCAGGGGAAUGUCGCCACGAGAACCUUUAGGUGUCCCCUAUGCUGCUGGAUCCAGAGCAAUCAUCGAAUUGGGACCAGUGUCGCACACAAUACUGGUGCCAGGUGGGAGCAGUACCCCUCCUAUGGACAGAAUAACCUACAUCCCAGGGAACCAAGCCCCUUACCCAGGCAGAUACAACCACUCCCCGAUAUCACCAGGUCACCCUGCACAUAUGUCUGCUUCUGCAGCCAAUGCUGAGCGUGAGAGGGAGAAAGAGCGUGAGAGGGAGCGAGAGAGAGAACAGAGGGAGCGGGAACAGAGGGAACGGGAGAGAUUGGCCGUAACGACUUGUGACCUGUCUUACCUUAGAGCAGGUCCUGAACAGACCAGUAGACCAAGUAGCCAUGGUUUUGUCCGUUCUCCAUCACCAUCAGUACGAACGCAGGAGACCAUCUUACAGCAGCGACCCAGUAUAUUCCAGGGAGCCAAUGGCAAGGGGGUUAUAACGUCAUUGGAUGCAGCUACGCAGUCUCGGAUAAUGCAGGUGCCACAGGGAGCCCUCUCCAUGGCGCAGGGACUCUCUGCCUCUCGCUACAACACUGCAGCAGAUGCCCUUGCAGCAUUGGUGGAUGCUGCAGCCUCUGCACCUCAGAUCGAGAUGACAAAGGGCAAAGAGAGCAAGCACGAAGCCCCCCGAGUGGAAGAAAUGACAGCUCGCAGGGUCUCUGAGCAGCAGCAGAAUGUUCAUCAGCACCAGGCACAACAGCAACCGCAGACUGAACAUGAGCGACGGUCAGUACAGUCACCGUAUUCAUCCUCGACCAAGGGCCAGGGUCAGUCUGGAUAUCCAGAGAACAUUAAGGACAAAGCACCACCCCCCAAAUCCAGGUACGAGGAGGAGCUCAGGACUCGAGGCAAGACCACAAUAACAGCAGCAAAUUUUAUAGACGUGAUCAUCACAAGACAGAUUGCCUCUGAUAAAGACAGUCGAGAGCGAGGAUCUCACAGCUCAGACUCCUCCAGCAGUGUAUCUUCCCAUCGCUAUGACAUGCCCAGUGCGGAUGCUAUUGAGGUAAUCAGUCCUGCAAACUCACCCGUACAGUCACAGGAGAAGCCGGAACCUGUCCAGCAGGAGAUGCACAAACCUUCCCAGGGAGACGGUGAGCCUAACGCUCGAGGGUUUGAUGUGUCCAUGGGUCGCUUCAGGAUGAUGCAGAAGUCACCAUCUCCACAGCAGCAGCCGCCAUCCUCCCAGCCUGACAGUGUGUAUUCCUCUGCCCCUAACCCUCAAGUUUCCAAAACACACAAAUUGAUCACUCUUGCUGAUCACAUCCACCACAUUAUUACACAGGACUUUGCCCGAAACCAGCCCAGCAGCCCAUCAUCACAGCAGCCUCCAGUGUCCACAUUCCAAACAUCCCCAGUGGUCUCUAACCGAGGGAAGAGUUCUACUCAUUACAGCACAGACUCUCAACCACAGACCACUCAAACUACUCUUCAUCAGAGGCCGCCAUCCAGAGUCUCUCCUGAGAACCCAACGGAAAAGGGGAGAGGAAGGCCUGGGAAAUCCCCAGAACGAAGCCACGUUUCAUCAGAACCAUAUGAGCCUAUCUCACCUCCCCAAGCCCCUGCCAAUCUAGAGAAGCAAGAAAGUGUAGUACAACCUCCCCAGCGAAGGGAGGCAGAGCCCACUGAACAGAGGCUGCCCCCAAGUAAUGAAUGGCUCCCGAUGCCUUUGCUUGUCCGAAGAAGUCGUGCCCCAGAUUCUGCUACAAGGAAUGAGGCGCGAUCUCCAGGGCAUGUGGGCUAUUUGCCAGCAUUCUUCACUAAACUAGAGAGCACUUCACCAAUGGUGAAGUCAAAGAAGCAGGAGAUAUUUCGUAAGUUGAACUCCUCUGGUGGCGGGGAUUCUGACAUUGCUAAUGCUCAGCCUGGGACCGAGAUAUUUAACUUACCUGCGGUCACGUCAUCAGGUGUGGUUUCGUACAAAAAAGGUUCAGUCAGUUCUCGGAGUCAUUCCUUUGCAGAUCCAGCCAGUAACCUUGGCCUCGAGGAUAUUAUCAGGAAAGCCUUAAUGGGGAAAUAUGACGACAAAGGAGAAGAUCACCAAGUGGUUCUACCCCAUCCUGUGAAUGCAACACAGGGCAACAUGAGCACAACCAUCCCCGUGUCUGGUGAUGCUCGGAAUGAGGAGGCCAAUCCAUCACCUCCAUCAGGCUCAACUGCGUUUCCUUAUAACCCAUUCACAAUGCGCAUGAUGAGCGUAGCACCGACAUCCAUCGCCUGCGCACCGCCAACCAUGGGUCAAGCCAGCUCACAUCCACCAGCCAGGACGUGGGAGCGCGAGCCAGCUCCCUUGCUCUCCUCCCAGUAUGAGACAUUAUCAGACAGUGAUGACUGAGUACAGUGCCCUGGCUGCGGUUUUAGUAGUUGUUUCAGGCCUGCAGACCACAGACGAGAGACUCUCCUCGAGCCCGGCUCACCGAGUGAUGAAGUAAAGGAGGGUUUGUUCACACAGGCAAAUGCAAAGCAGUGUUCAGUCCUCAGAUGAGCAGAUGCCGGGUGGAGAAGAAAUGGCGAUCACAGGCGCUCAUGUAGAAUUCACAAUGAAAGACAUUUUCUGCUCUCCAUUUGUUUGUUUAAAAAACUGUCUUUAAAUCAUUCUUGUGUAAUAUAGAGUACUGUCUCAUUGUAUCAUGCUACCGAUCUUACAUUUUAAAAGAUCCUGAAAUGGGAAAUUGACUGCUGCAAAAGCAGGAAUUUCCCACCAGUGAGGUGAGCCCAAGUGACUGGUAUUCCAUAUCCGUUGUAAAUUAAGUUCCAUUUUGUCUUUAAUUAUUUAGCAGCACUGCUAAGAUAUUAAUGCAUGGAUGUAUUAUGAUUCAGUGUAAAACAAAAAGAAUUGAAGGGAGUAUAUAACCUGGUGUAUGUGGGCUCAGGAAGGGGCCUAACCCUGUUACUGUGCACAAUACUCGCCCAAAGGGAAUAUCUUUUACCUCCACCUCAUGCUUUUCCCUUAAUUAUUUCAAUCACCUCUCCCGCAAAACAAAAUACUGUUUUAAAGUCUGAGAAAUGUAAGCAGGUCUUAAUGUUGCAUCCAGAAGUUAAUUUGUUUAUCUUGCGAGUAGGGGGGAGAAGGGCUGUCUCAUUCCUGAGGAGGUUUAAUCGUAGGAAUGAAGGUGGAUAUCCAAAGUGGAGAAUGACAAAGUUCUGUCACUGGUGUUCUUCUGUCAUGCACUCUAAUAACACCGACAGCCUGCAGGAGUCUGUGGUCUCUGGGCUUUUGCUGUAAUCGCAGAACAUUGUGGGAUUGCUACACUUUGGGAAUGUGUUCCACAAAAACUGCAGAACUCCAUGGGAAUGUCACCACAGAUAGUCCAGUAAAAUAUAUGCAGGAAUUGGGAAAAAUCCUAGACUUUGCAUAACUAGUUCCAAACAUUACUGAGAUCGUUGCCCUGCCUGGCUGCAGAUUACUGGUCCCAGUGGAGUAAAUUUGCUAACUUCAGCUUUAACCCUUUGAGUGCUGGGUGUGCAGCUUUUGAAAUGCAUGUAUUUUUUUCUCUGAUUUCCACAAGAUACCUUGUAAAUUCUUUUAAUACUGAAUGUUACACAGUAGAAGUUGAGGCAGCUCCACAAAUAAUUUCUUGGACUGGAAUCACAUCACAUUAUUUUCCUUUGGGCCUACAGACAGCACUCGAAGCAUGACACCGGCCUGAGAUAGAUUUCUUAUUUUCAUGUUGCACUGUGUCUAUUGUAACUGCAGUCCCUUCCUGCCAAAUAGCCACUCCGGGCUAACCUCUACCUUUUAAAAUAGCUCGCCAUUCCAGAACCAGAACACGUUCAUGUAAAUGUUUAUUGUCCUAAAAUAAAAAUGGCAUCUGA
Messenger RNA from Carcharodon carcharias (great white shark), 9116 nucleotides. RefSeq names its product nuclear receptor corepressor 1 (gene ncor1). NCBI's taxonomy places the organism in Eukaryota, Metazoa, Chordata, Chondrichthyes, Lamniformes, Lamnidae. The coding region runs from base 190 to 7635 and encodes 2481 amino acids. The transcript is spliced from 49 exons. Gene Ontology annotation, molecular function: nuclear thyroid hormone receptor binding; transcription corepressor activity. Gene Ontology annotation, biological process: negative regulation of transcription by RNA polymerase II. The record is from RefSeq and is a predicted model, not a curated record.